ACACCGGAUUUAAGGUUAGAAGAUGAGUCAGACUUGACCACAAAUUUCCGCUUUUAUCAAUGCACUUUUUAUCAAAACUUUUUGUGUUGAUAAUGCAAAAUUGUACACAUAACCAUUAAAACCACUGAAAACGACGCUAUCGCAUCGUCUACACAGUACCAUCGCUCAGACGAUACAGAUAUUGCACCAUGUCCGACCCGAUUUGCACUCUGGAACAAGGACAAGUAAAAGGUAAGAUCGAAAAGGACAUGGACGGCAACCCGUUUUUGAGCUUCAUGGGUAUCCCAUACGCUAAACCACCACUGGACAAACUCCGGUUCAAGCCGCCUCAACCCGCCGAGAAGUGGCAAGGAAUUUACGACGCCACCAAGGAACCCAAUAACUGCUAUUCCCUACAGGUGGAACUAACAGGAUUUUUUCCGCAGGUGAAACUCAAAGGCUCUGAAGACUGCCUGUUUUUGAACGUUUUCACCCAUCAGCUAAACAAAAGCGGCUCGGAAAAUCUACGUCCAGUCAUGGUAUUCAUCCACGGUGGAGCUUUCAUAACUGGGUCCAUCGCUAGAGUGACCUUCGGACCCGAGUUUUUAAUGACCGAGGACAUCGUCUUGGUACUAAUGAACUACAGACUGGGAGCUUUGGGUUUCUUAACCAUAGAGGACCCCUCGUUCCAAGUGACGGGAAACGCAGGCCUUAAAGACCAAAUCCUGGCUUUGAAAUGGGUGCAAAAAAACAUUAAGCAGUUCUGUGGGGACCCGUCCAACGUUACGCUUUUGGGGCAAAGCGCUGGGUCUGCCUCCGUCCACUAUUUGGUCCUAUCGCCACAAACCAAAGGUUUGUUCCAUAGAGCGGUCAUGCAAAGUGGUACCGCCACCUGUCCCUGGGCUCGCGGCAAAAACAACACGGAACAAUUAGCACGAACCAGUCGCUGUAAACAAACUGACACAAAACAAGUACUCGAAUGUUUGCAAGGUGUCACGGUACAGCGUCUUAUUAAAGCCCAGAAUAAGAACUUUGCUAUGAUUACGGGCCCAGGUGCCCAGGCGGCCUUCGGUCCUACUGUGGAAGUACCAAACCCAACAGCUGUCAUAACUGACGAGCCGCUCAAGCUUAUCAAUUCGGGGAAUUAUAAUCACGUGCCGUUAAUGUUUGGGUAUACCAGCGAGGAAGGUAUCCUGGGUGCGUGGGGGUCCAGGUGCAAAGUUAAAAAGAAGUUGAAAGAUAUGUUACCUUAUUCCUUUGGCUACGAUAAAGACAGUGAGGAAGCUCGGGCUCUACGCCAGAAAGUGUUUCAGUUUUACUAUGGCAAAGACAAACCCAAUAUCGGGAAGAUGGAAAUUUUUGCGCAGAUUUCGUCUGACAUCACUUUUCUGAGGGGUAUUUAUCAGGCUAUCAAAGGUCACGUCAAGACGGCUCAAAAACCCGUUUAUUUGUACAGGGUGUCGAUUGAGACUGAACUGAACGCCUUUAAAAGAAUCUUAAAAUAUAAACACAAAGGUGCCUGUCACGGCGACGACGUGUGCUACAUUUUUAAGGCAAAAUACGCCAAAUACAAACCCAGUACUAUCGAGGAAAGAGCAAUUCGCAGACACGUCAGAUUGUGGACCAAUUUUGCGAGAACUAGUAAUCCCAUUCCGAACCACGACGAUUUAGUGAAGACCUACUGGAACCCCGCGACUGAAAAGAACUUGAAUUUUUUGGACAUCGGGGAAGAAUUAGUACCCGGUAAGGAACCACCAGACAUGGACAGAAUAGCGUUUUGGGAACAAAUCUGCAAAGGGAUUAAUGAAAAGUACAAAUAACAAAUAACACUAGAUUCGUUUUUAUUUUGUCGUUAAUUGUAAAAAUAAUAAAGUACU
Molecule: messenger RNA, 1856 nt
Organism: Zophobas morio
Lineage: Eukaryota; Metazoa; Arthropoda; Insecta; Coleoptera; Tenebrionidae
Product: juvenile hormone esterase-like
Exons: 5
Coding region: 189-1799 (536 amino acids)
Molecular function (GO): serine hydrolase activity
Source: RefSeq, a predicted model, not a curated record